UCGAUCGGACUAUUCACCCACAUCCUGUUGUUUUGGUUUUACUGCAUAUCUUUGUGUUCUAUACUCUAUUUAAAUUUUUAAAAUUAGAAAUUGUAAAAAACUUUGUAAUUUAAAUUAAUUAAGUAAACUAGCAGUGAUAUUAUAUUAUUUAUACUACUUUACAUUAUCGUUUAUUGAUUGUUCUAAUUUUCAUUAUUACUAACCUAAAAAUUUGCUAACUUUCAACUUGCGGAGUACUAAAUAAGCUAUAUUACCUAUUAAACACUACUAAACAUUUAUAUCGAGAAUUAUGCCCAAAUCCCAAACAGAAGAACUGAAAUGUUGCACGCCAGAAUCAAUUAGUCAAAAGCUGAAAAUCCUCUGUUUGCAUGGCUACCGACAAAAUGCAGAAGUGUUUAAGGAAAAAACAGGGUCUUUUAGGAAAAUGGUGCAUAAAUGGGUACAAUUUAACUAUAUCACUGCACUCCAUAAAGUAAUUUUGGUGGAUAAUAUAGAGGCAUUAGAAGAUAAAGAAUGUGGACAGUCCAGAGAUGAAGAACAGUAUGGUUGGUUUUUUAAUAGAGAUGACAAAACCUAUAGAGGCAUUCGGCAGGGAGGCCCAGCAAUUGGAUUUGAAGAGUCUGUACAGUUAAUUGAGGAAGUUUUUGAAAAAGAGGGUCCAUUUGAUGGAAUAUUAGGUUUUUCUCAAGGUGCUUGCUUUGUGGGUCUGUUAUGUGAUUUACAACAAAGAGGAUUAACCAAAAAUAUUAAAUUUAAUUUUGCAAUAAUGGCAAGCGGUUUUAAAUCUCAAAGUUGGCCACAUUUAAAAUACUAUUCAGAUAGAAUAACUCUUCCCACAAUGCAUAUAUUUGGAGAGACAGAUAAAGUAAUUCCAACAGAGAUGAGCGAGGCACUUUCGCUAUGUUUCGAAGAUCCAGUGGUAGUGAGGCAUCCAGGUGGACAUUAUCUUCCAGCAUCCGCUCCUCAAAAACACGAGUAUCAGAAAUUCUUUAAAGUUCAAAUAUUACAGAAACAGUAUAGGGAACAAAACGAAGAGAAAAACACUUAAUUAUUAUAUAUUCCUAGGAAUGUGAAUUAAAUAUUGUUAAAGAAUGUAACAA
Messenger RNA from Anthonomus grandis grandis, 1100 nucleotides. Its product is annotated as esterase AGAP003155. The coding region runs from base 290 to 1048 and encodes 252 amino acids. Gene Ontology annotation, biological process: response to retinoic acid. Gene Ontology annotation, cellular component: cytoplasm; nucleus. NCBI's taxonomy places the organism in Eukaryota, Metazoa, Arthropoda, Insecta, Coleoptera, Curculionidae. The transcript has 4 exons. The record is from RefSeq and is a predicted model, not a curated record.